Falco peregrinus (peregrine falcon) is the source of this 8377-nucleotide messenger RNA. Its product is annotated as 5-hydroxytryptamine receptor 5A-like. The coding region runs from base 15 to 1130 and encodes 371 amino acids. Gene Ontology annotation, cellular component: dendrite; plasma membrane. The transcript is spliced from 2 exons. NCBI's taxonomy places the organism in Eukaryota, Metazoa, Chordata, Aves, Falconiformes, Falconidae. Gene Ontology annotation, molecular function: neurotransmitter receptor activity; G protein-coupled serotonin receptor activity. The record is from RefSeq and is a predicted model, not a curated record. Gene Ontology annotation, biological process: G protein-coupled receptor signaling pathway, coupled to cyclic nucleotide second messenger; chemical synaptic transmission.
CCCCCGCCCCAGGCAUGGCAGAGCCCCUGAGCCCCUGCGCCCCGCGGGGCCAGUGUCAGCCCAGCGUGGGUGCCAACGCCUCGUCAGCCAACGGGGACACCAACGCCUCCUCGGCUGCCUCGGCGCUGGUGGGCGGCAGCACGUGGAGGGGCCGGGAGCCCUUCUCCAUCUUCACCAUCCUCGUCCUGACCCUGCUGGUGCUCCUGACCGUGGCCACCUUCCUGUGGAACCUGCUGGUGCUGGCCACCAUCCUGCGAGUGAAGGCUUUCCACCGGGUGCCACACAACCUGGUGGCCUCCACGGCAGUGUCGGACGUGCUGGUGGCGGCCCUGGUGAUGCCGCUGAGCCUGGUGAAGGAGCUGUCGGCCGGGCAGCGGUGGCGGCUGGGCCGGGAGCUCUGCCUCGUCUGGGUCUGCUUCGACGUGCUGUGCUGCACAGCCAGCAUCUGGAACGUGACCGCCAUCGCCCUGGACCGCUACUGGUCCAUCACCCGCCACCUGCAGUACACGCUGGUCACCCGCCGCCGCAUCUCCAACUUCAUGAUCGCUCUCACCUGGGUGCUCUCCGCUGCCAUCUCCCUUGCCCCCCUCUUUGGCUGGGGGGAGACCUACAGCCCCGAGCAGGAGCGCUGCCAGGUCAGCCAGGAGCCCUCCUACACCAUCGUCUCCACUGGUGGGGCUUUCUACCUGCCUCUCUGCGUGGUGCUCUUCGUCUACUGGAAGAUCUACAAGGCCGCCAGGUUCCGCGGGGGGGGCCGCAGGAGGAACGCCGUGGUGCCCGUGCCCGAGGCUGCCCAGGUGAAGGAAGCUUCGCAUGAACCACAGAUGGUGUUUACAGCUCGUCAUGCAGCUAUCACUUUCCAGACAGAUGGAGAAACAUGGAGAGAACAGAAAGAGAAAAAGGCAGCUCUGAUGGUUGGCAUCUUAAUUGGAGUUUUUGUACUGUGCUGGAUCCCUUUCUUCAUCACAGAAUUAAUAAGUCCCCUCUGCUCCUGCAACAUCCCACCCGUCUGGAAAAGCAUCUUUCUUUGGCUUGGCUAUUCCAACUCUUUCUUUAAUCCUCUCAUUUAUACAGCAUUUAACAAAAAUUACAACAAUGCCUUCAAGAACCUUUUUGUAAAGCAGAAAUAAAAGGGGGCACAGAGGAGAAAAUGAUUCCUUUAUUGCAUAAUGCAGAGAUUUCCCGAGGAAAACAUGCCUGCGGUAUGUACAGCUUUCAUGCGCAAGAGCUACUUGAGGGUAUUUAGGAACAAUGAAAAAGAAGGUGGAAGAUACUUGGAUAUAAACCUACCAAGAGUUUACAGUUUCUCCUUGGAAAUACAUACAUCCUGCUCCAGGGUUGGCAAAGAAGACUGAAGCAGUGAAUACCUCCCGUCUGCUCUUUGAAUCAACAUGUGUUCAGGUCUGCACUGUAUGUGUCUGAUACCAUGACUGUCAAAUCUAACUGACCCGAUCUCAUCUAACCAGCUACAGGUGCCAUGCUAUGGUGCUCUCAUCAUUAGCAAAGGCAUCAGUGGGAACUGCUAAUUGAGCAGUACUGAAAUGUUUGUGAUAGGGGCAGGAUGCUGGCUUCAUUUUUGAGAUUUAUUUGGAAGGGAAUAAACAUGCUGUGUUCGAUUAGUUGUUGAAUUGAUGUCAAAUUAAAAGGGAUGACAAAGCAGCUCGAAACCACUCUAGUGUGAUUGAAGGGCUGCAUGUUGUCCAGCAAGCAGCAGGCCUGACAGGACAUCUUGGUGAAAUACAGGUCAGUUACAUCCCCUGGGGUUAAGUGAAGUUUGAGAGCCACAGGUAAAAUUGUUCAGAGCUACUGAGAAUGUCCUCUCACUGCUUGCACAGGAGAUUUCACCUGUGUUGUACUCUCUCCCUCUGCAGGGCUUAAGCUCUCCCUGUUUUCUGAAACCUAAGUGAGCUCAAAAUAGACACCUGAUACUGCCAAGUGAAGGGGGACUGUAUGCAUUAUUAUUUCACGCUACCAUAAAACUAAGCAUGCAUUUAUGUGACAAAUGCCAAACGUUGUCUUCAUUCAGCAGGUUUGCUGGCAGCAACAUGUGGCUGUGUGGCAGCGGUAGGUGGCUAUCUCUACUGCACUGUCUGGGGUCCUUGCCCCAUAAAUGUUGUGCUCAUCACCCUGCUGAGUGAAUUCCACAAUUUGUCAGCUUGCAUCAACUUCCUCCUGCUGUAAGAAAAAGAUUGAGGUCAUCAGGUCUAAGUGACUCCAAACACUCCAAAAUAACUAACUCAAAACCAAGCCUGAAAUUGUUUCUUAUAGUUUCUAACAAACACUUGUCCCAAUGGGAUAUACCUAAAUAAAUGAAAAGAUAAGUAUUUCCAAGCAUACUGCCAAGCAUCUCUCUGUAUUUGUUCUUCUAGGGAGUUUUACUUCCUCCCGUUCCCUGAGGCAGGGCGGGAGCCUGACAGCAACUCUUAAGUAUUUUUAGCAUGACAACUUUUUUACUGACAGAGUCCCAGCACCCUCUCCUAUGUUCUCCUAAAGCUUCUUUAGGUAAGGGCAAAACAGCUGCGAUGGCACUGGACAACAUCACAACUGCUUUUGGAGCUGAGGUUUAACCUUUUAUGUUGCCUUUCUGUGCCAGUUUUGUGUUUGCUGCUGCUUAAGCAAGCCUUUGAUUAGAAGCAUACCCUCGGGCAAACACCGUAUCUUGAUCUCACUGCAGCAUAUCACACUCAGCCUCAUCUCUGACUGUCACCAAACUAAUGGGCAUCAUGUGGAUGCGAGUGCUGACCGUGAAACUCCUACCAAAUUCUUGGUGUCCUGGCAGUCUCUCACAGGCAAUGGCAGCUCGGCAUAUUUCCAUCAGCUAGGAACUGACCUACUUAACAGCCAUGUCAGAGAGGUUUUAUCAAAGUAGCUUGUGUAUUCUGAAAAACAAAAAAACGAUGAAUGAUGCAGCCUUUAGUUGCUCAACUGUAACGCAGCAUUUGCUGCAGUGUGGCCUGAAAUGAUUCAUGUACCUGGUGAUGUCAAUUGAGCUUAAUGCCAGGUAUAUGGGCAACUCAGAAAUUGCCUCGGUCUGUCUCCUUUCUAAAUAAGUGAUUUAAUGACCUCAAAGCACACAUUCCUCCAGUUCCUUAAGGGAACCACCCAGCCUCAUCUCACUAGCACAGUGUAUGGCCAGGCCAGGCACUGCAGUACUUCACACCUUGCAGUGCCAAGAAAUUCCAGUGUGACCUGCUGUGUCUGCAGCCACAGCCACCUGUGUAUCUUACGUACCUGCCGAGGAUGCUUCACCUCUCACUUUCAAUGAGAAUUUAAACAUUUUAAUAACCUAGAAUUUGAAACAGAGUUGUUAGAUAGCGGCUCAGACUUUUAAAUGCUAAAUUAAAAAAACCUCCCUUGUGAAUCUCAAUUUGCCUGCAUAUGGAAUAGCUACAGUUCAAACUAGUGUUUGGAGGCCUAAUUAAACCAGAAGGAAGACACAUAUUUAAGAGUCUGAAAGUUACUAAAACCUGCAGGCCUUGUUCAGAACCAUUGAUGAAUUUUUCAAGUGAAUUGAGUUUUUCACCUUAAAAUCCAAACGGAUGACAUGGAAGGAGAAAAUGAAGAGGUCAUCUUAAGCUGGUUGUUGGAAAGCAUACAGAUCUGCACGUGGCCACUCCUGAAGUUGCCAGUAAUCAUGCUUUGGCCAAAUUUUAGUGCCUGUACCCUGUCUGCCUGGUAAGACAAGCCAUUACUAGCAUGCAAACCAAAUACCAGCCCUGCUGCACUGAAGUUAAGGCCCAUCAUACUCUGGCUGCAGCAGCAGCAGCCAGAUUUCUCCCAACUGUACGUGCCAGCUGACUAGAAGGACAGGCUCUGGUCCUGGUGCAGGAACCCUUCCAAGAAGUGACACAGAUUUUGAAGGUACAUUUUACCAUGGCUUGGCAUCUGGAACUUGUGAAGGCACCAUAAAGCCAGGCGGCUGCUCUGCAGUUUGCUGUGGCUGAACGCUUGCACUGGUUUUGCUGCACAUAGAUGUUGAAGAUGCAGCAGUGCCAUCUUCAGCUAGCUUGAGAACUGGUAGCAGGGCUACUGGCAUAGCAUACAGUGUAGCUCUCCACCUCCUCAAAGAUGAAUUUAGCUUCCUUAGGAGGUGAGUCUGAGCCUCUGUAAUUAUACUGUGAGAAGUUCUCGAGAUAACUAGUUUAGUGCUCUGCCCACCCAAGCAUCUGUGACAGCAGUGGGUUGUUACAGAAUGACAGGCUUCCACUGAAAGCAGCCUGGCUUCACGCUCACCCAGAGGCGACAAUGAACAAGCAGAUUCAUUUCACUACAGCGGUUUUAGAAAGCUGCUGACGGAAUCGGCUUCCCACACUGGCUCUGUGUUGGUGUUUAGAAAAGCUGUGGCACGUACUCAGGAUUUAAAGCGCUGGUUUUUAGUCAUAUGGAAUCUGAGCUUAGUUUGGGGGAAAGAAAUCUGUUACCUGGGCUUAUGGCCUCAUGUGCUGGAUGCUGCUUCCCACUUAAAGCAGGAAAAAGCAUUAUUAUCCCCUGGCCUGCACCACAAGCACAGUUUUACUCACAGAUUUGUGUGCCACACUCAGUAACUUGGUACAGUGGGAGCAGAACUCUUAGCUAGUCGUCAACCUUGAUUAAAAAAAGUUGGAACUGUGGAUAAUUUUCUGCCUCCCUUGACACUUUAUGAUUAAUUACUCCCAUUAUUAAAACUUGCAACUUUAUUUUAAUUGAAAAAAAGAGGAAAGAGUAAAAUCGAGCAUGCAAGCAUUCCUCUUUCUGCCACUUCAAACAUUAAGAGUUUAGAACUUACGUUAUUGCGGUGUGGUUAUCCUUGGCUUCAAGACAGACCAAAGAAACUCCAGAAAAUAUAAUAACUCCCGUGUGAACCAAAAUAAAUAAUAAUCAAACUCACUAUUGACUAUUGCUCAGCAGAAAGGCACUGCUGUAUCCUGCAGCAAGGCUCCGAGAUCCCUGCAGCUAUAUCGAAAUUAAGGCCUCAGUUUGUUGUGUUGUUGGAAUCCACAGAUCAUACACAGAUCAAAGGAUGUGAACAGAAAAUGCUAGUAACUUUCUGUGCUCCUCUUUCCAAGAGACUGACAUCCAUGCUACAGCUUCCACAAUCUAUUUUCCGUAAUCUAUUAUUGUACCCAGGAGUUCCUGAUCUUUCAACCGUACUUCAGCCUCACCAUCUAAAAAGGUGUUUUACAUAAGAAUUCCCAAGCCUUUCCCACAUGAAGAUUGACGGGGUGGGGGAAGAAAAGAAAAAAAAAAAAAAAAAAGAAAAGCAAAAAAGAGAGACAUGAAGGGUUUGGUCAUGAGAACACACAUUUACAAACCCUUGUGAUCAGUACGUCAUAAGCUAUAGUCUACACCACAGCCACCAAGCCACCGGGUAUUAAGAGUGGCUGAUUACAGGAACAUGCUGCUGAGCAUGGUGGCCCCCAGCCCUGCCUGAACACUGGGGAAGGGGCAGCGCCUGCCUCCAGCUCCAGGGAGCCAAGCCUUCCCAGCUCCCAUGCCACUGGCUGAGUCCACACAGGCUGCAGCCAUAGCUGUGCCAACACUGCAUGAAUAAACAAGCUCGUGUCCAUGAAGUUUUUUUAGAUAAAAAGACUACCCUAAGCGUAUGCCAUCCACCACCCAAGCAAGUAAGAUUUGUGUAUCGCCUCAUCCACGUUCUACUUACAUGCCCGACUUAGCAAGGCUGGCUCUCAGGAGGUGGGUGUACCAGCAGCACAAUUCUCUAGCCGUUUUGCAUGAGUACCAGCACCUGUACAGUGGGACCUAAAAAAAGUAAACCCUUUUCCCUCAUGCAAGUAAUUUUACAUUCCUAAAGAAACUUCAGGAAAGUUUUGCUGUCUCCUAUAUGGGUGGGUAUACCUGUCUCUGGAGCACAAAAGAGUACAAUGUGCCACUUUGCCACACUGUGAAAUGCUUUUGCAUGUCAUGCAUUUCUUUUCCAUCAAAUACUGUUUCGUUCACGAACCUACACACUAAGGUCACACUUCAAUAUGCAGAUUUUUCAUGAGAUAAAGAUGAAGAAGGGAAGAAACCUUAAAAAAAUACUGAUCAUCAUCUCUUGCCUUCAAAGAUUUUCUUGUAUUCAAAUCAGCAGUGACUUGGUACAGUACUCCAUUCAUUUUGACACACUGUAAAAAAAAGAUUGUCUGGAUUUUUUCAUGCUUGGAUUAGGUGUACAUCAUUGACUGACCUCUCAAAAGGUAUUUUACAAAUGCAUUUGUGGAACUGCAUGUAAAGAAAACUGUCAUGGUCUAAAAGGUAAGUGUAUGCCUUAAGUUCAGAGUCUGUCAGCUUCUGAAGCAAAGAGCUGACUUACUUCACAGCACUUCACUCAUCAGCGUAUCAGACUAAAUUUAUUGAAAUGUAAAUUAAAGCUCUAAGCAUGCUUUAUCAAAUAAAAAAAAGUUUUGCUACAAGCCGCAUAAAUGUUAUUUUACAAGCCUGGUAACAGCAAAAUAAUACAGGGCAAGCUCCUUCUCUUUAACCAGUCAAAUAAAUCAGCAAUACUGAGGUAAAAUUCUGGGAAACUCUUAGCUCCUCCUCACAACCAGCUGAAAUGGAGAAUUAAGACAGAUUCUACUUGCUGUAGGUUUGUAUAGUCCUUUGCAUACAGGCAUCUACACCCUCAGAAUUUAGUGCUUUAGCUGCACAGCUCCAAUCAAACUGUGGGCAUUAAAAAUAUUUUUAAUUCUGUAGAUCAAAAAAAUGAAUGCAGUAAUUAUGCAAAGACUUUACAUCUCCACAAAGACAUGGUAGACAUUAAACUUACCGACUUAAAGGAAAAUAAUCACUUCAAAGCACUGCUCUCCUUCCUUUGCAAGCUCCACUUAGAAGUUACCUCCUGACACUGCCCUUCACUUUGUUAAACAGCUGUCAUUAUUUUACUGAAAGCCAAAAUUAACUCAAUUGUUUCUGUUUAGCAGGACUGUCAUGUUUAUAACUGCAAAGCAUCUUGGAUAUGGUUCCCCAAAAUCCCCAUCCCACAAGCAGCCAUAGCAUGACGCAUACUUGUUCCUCCACACCAGAACUGACUGGGGACAGCCUGAUCUAGAGGCUAAGCCUGACAGUCAUCAGGUUAAGCACAGGAGGAACAAAGCCGGCUGUUAGUAGAGGUGCCUCUCUCAUUUUGGUGCCUCCCAGAAGAAAUGAUACCCCCGGCACAAACAGCCUGCCGCAGAAAGCAAGGAACAGCUGAUAUAACUUUUUUCAUACCUCUCCAGCCUCUUUCCUCUCUUUUUCACACUAGAACCUGAAAGCAAAGAUAAAAAUGUCCAUCUGCCCUGGGUUUCAAUCUACUGUAGAAAGAAAUGGACUCAUUAGGGUAAGUUACAAUCUGGACUCAGAUUUAUUUUCUAUGAGCAAAAACUGGGUCUUCACAAACCCCAGAUUUACAUCUUUGUCAAAAUCACCAAGUCCUUGCUAGAGCAAUGGAACUGAUGUUUUUAUAUUCCAUGUUGAAGUUUCCAGGUGACUGUGUGUGUAGCAGGUAAGCAUUUAGUGUUAUACUGAACAAAAUCACAUCAUUUAUUCUACAUGUGAAUUCAUUACUUACCCUACCUGGGAAAUUCUGUUCCAUAGUAAAGCAAUUUUCAUUAAAAUCAUAAACCCAAUUGAAAUGUCCAUUCAAGUUUUUGUUUUCUUUAGAAGUGCAUGGUAUGUAAAUACACCACAGCUUGAAUUCACAGACAGGUUAUCUUGGUGCUGCAGACUGUCUCCUGAUAUCAAAGCUGACUACAGAAAGUCUGCAAGUAGCACCCAGUGCAAAUAUCCUGCUUUGAAGGAACUCUGAAUGUAAUUUUUAAUUUCUUUGAAUGUACUCCGAGUAUAAUUUUGCCUUCAUUAUUUCUCCAGCUUUAGGAAGACUGGCUUUUUGAAUAGAUACAAGAGGAGCAGCCCGUAUAUAUUCAGUCACUAACUAGUAUGGGGGAGUAAGGUACAAGCUGGCUCAGUAUGAAGUUUUUCUUUCCGUUUGUACUGAAGGAACAGGAAAGGUGUUCCACUUGGCACAAAACCAGUCUCAUUUAUGAGAGGGUACAUCACACCGCACCUGGUCUACCACAGUUCUGGUAGCUCACUGUGUGCAUUUUACCUGGACAGAGCACCAACGAUCUCCUUAUGCAGCAAGGCUUAACAACUGCCCAUGCCUCUCCGUUCGCAAUGCUGCAGAGUUUGUAUAAACCCACAUGCUAAUAUCAAACCUUCUGUUAUAUUCAAAAGGAGUGGAAUCAGGUAUUGUACAUCUCCGCUGAGAAUUCUGUAUUGUAAGCAGAUGCUUAUAGAAGACAAGUGUAACCUUCCAUGGACCUCCUCUGCAUAUAAAAGGUUCGAUAGUUUGUACCAAAUACCUAAACACCAAGCUUACCAAAAGCAGCAACGGAAAACAAAAUAUUACCGACUGCUG